AGACGCGGCCGAGGUAGGACUGGGUCGGCGGCUUCCUUCCGGCUCUGCGCUCCUGGCUGGGGGCUGCUGGGCGGCUAGGGCCGGGUCCCCGCACCCGGCUCUCGAGUCCGGGAUUACCCGCGGGGCCUGAGAAGCGCUUUGCCCCCUACAGCCUCUCGAGCCAGCCCUUGGCUCGGAAUUGGAUAAUGGUCCUCAUUCUUACCCAGAUCUCACACGCCGUCCCCGCUCCCGAUCCCAGGGGGUGACAGGUGCGCACGCCUUUCAAACACGUGUUAAAAUCCAGGACGUCGUCUCAAAUGCCAGAGAUUUGCGGGAAUGCUCCUGGAAGGCCUCAAAAUCGCCAACAGUCCACUUUGGAAAGUGAAGAAUGGAAUCCUUGGGAAGGAGAUGAAAAAAAUGAGCAACAACACAGAUUUAAAACUAGCCUUCAAAUAUUAAAUAAAUCCACGAAAGGAAAAACAGAUCUCAGUGUACAAAUCUGGGGCAAAGCUGCCAUUGGCUUGUAUCUCUGGGAGCAUAUUUUUGAAGGCUUACUUGAUCCCAGCGAUGUGACUGCUCAGUGGAGAGAAGGAAAGUCAAUCGUAGGAAGAACACAAUACAGCUUCAUCACUGGUCCAGCUGUAAUACCAGGGUACUUCUCCGUUGAUGUGAAUAAUGUGGUACUCAUUUUAAAUGGAAGAGAAAAAGCAAAGAUCUUUUAUGCCACCCAGUGGUUACUUUAUGCACAAAAUUUAGUGCAAAUUCAAAAACUCCAGCAUCUUGCUGUUGUUUUGCUUGGAAAUGAACAUUGUGAUAAUGAGUGGAUAAACCCAUUCCUCAAAAGAAAUGGAGGCUUCGUGGAGCUGCUUUUCAUAAUAUAUGACAGCCCCUGGAUUAAUGACGUGGAUGUUUUUCAGUGGCCUUUAGGAGUAGCAACAUAUAGGAAUUUUCCUGUGGUGGAGGCAAGUUGGUCAAUGCUGCAUGAUGAGAGGCCAUAUUUAUGUAAUUUCUUAGGAACGAUUUAUGAAAAUUCAUCCAGACAGGCACUAAUGAACAUUUUGAAAAAAGAUGGGAACGAUAAGCUUUGUUGGGUUUCAGCAAGAGAACACUGGCAGCCUCAGGAAACAAAUGAAAGUCUUAAGAAUUACCAAGAUGCCUUGCUUCAGAGUGAUCUCACAUUGUGCCCGGUCGGAGUAAACACAGAAUGCUAUCGAAUCUAUGAGGCUUGCUCCUAUGGCUCCAUUCCUGUGGUGGAAGACGUGAUGACAGCUGGCAACUGUGGGAAUACAUCUGUGCACCACAGUGCUCCUCUGCAGUUAUUCAAGUCCAUGGGCGCUCCCUUUAUCUUUAUCAAGAACUGGAAGGAACUCCCUGCUGUUUUAGAAAAAGAGAAAACUAUAAUUUUACAAGAAAAAAUUGAAAGAAGAAAAAUGUUACUUCAGUGGUAUCAGCACUUCAAGACAGAGCUUAAAAUGAAAUUUACUAAUAUUUUAGAAAGUUCAUUUUUAAUGAAUAAUAAAAGUUAACUUAAUUAUCUUUUUGAGC
This is a messenger RNA of Pongo pygmaeus (Bornean orangutan), 1524 nucleotides long. RefSeq names its product ribitol xylosyltransferase 1 (gene RXYLT1). The transcript is spliced from 6 exons. The record is from RefSeq and is a predicted model, not a curated record. Gene Ontology annotation, molecular function: ribitol beta-1,4-xylosyltransferase activity. Lineage: Eukaryota; Metazoa; Chordata; Mammalia; Primates; Hominidae. Bases 297 to 1505 code for a protein of 402 amino acids. Gene Ontology annotation, biological process: protein O-linked glycosylation via mannose. Gene Ontology annotation, cellular component: Golgi apparatus.